Messenger RNA from Uloborus diversus, 1287 nucleotides. Its product is annotated as QRFP-like peptide receptor. Lineage: Eukaryota; Metazoa; Arthropoda; Arachnida; Araneae; Uloboridae. The record is from RefSeq and is a predicted model, not a curated record. Gene Ontology annotation, biological process: G protein-coupled receptor signaling pathway. Gene Ontology annotation, cellular component: membrane. Gene Ontology annotation, molecular function: G protein-coupled receptor activity; peptide binding. The transcript is spliced from 7 exons. Bases 1 to 1287 code for a protein of 428 amino acids.
AUGGACAUUCCACGCGAAUGGAUCCGGAUGACUUUGAACAUCAGCUUCCCAAACAGCACAUUAUCACCCAAUCUUUCUGGCGUGUGGGACAGCAUAGAGCAUGUUCUUACAGAGUACCACAAAGAGAGGUUGACUAUCACCAACUUACAGAACCUCAUCCUCAUCACUCUUUACGUCAUCACCUUCAUCGUGGCGACCUCGGCAAACACAAUAGCUCUCGUCGUUUUCUGGAGGUUCCAACACAUGCGAUGCUUAUCAAAUUCACUAUUAAUCACAUUGGCAGUAUCAGAUUUACUAGUUUCUUUGGUGUGUAUGCCCAUGGCAAUUGGAUUUUACACGUACAAGCUUUGGAUCUUUGGUGAAGUCAUGUGUAAACUAGCAAACUACCUUCAAGGUGUUGCCGUAGCAGCGAGUGUCUUUACGAUGACCGUAAUGAGCGUGGAUCGGUACGUUGUCAUUUGUCAUCCCAUUGCAUUCCGGAAGCACCUCUACAGAAGACAUGUGGGAUGGAGCAUUCUCUUGGUGUGGUUACUGGCUCUUCUGCUCUUUGUUCCCGUCCUCAUAGUACGUAAUACGCAUGGGAUACUUCUUCACGCUGGGACAAGCCACGAACGCUCUUUCGUGUACUGCGUCGAAGAUUGGUCAACUUCAUCGGCGAGAGAAUGGUUUGCUUUCGCAACGUUUACUUUAGUGUUCGUGAUCCCAGGUGCCACGAUGACUGCGGCCUAUUGCCGGAUAGGUGUCAGGCUGUGUGGGGGUAGCACAGGUCUCAACCGGACGGAAGGACAGCCCAGAAAACAGUCGGUGACCUUCAGAAUUCAGAACAUUAUGGAACGCCGAAAAUUAGUAGCCAAGCGGUUCCUCAUCCUAACUACAGUAUUUGCUGUUUGUUGGGUGCCCUACAACAUUGCUACUUUACUACUAGAUUUCCAGGUAAGUGGUAACGUGGACCUGCACCUUUUCAUGUUCCUUCCCUUCGGUUUGCUCUUGGGCCAUGUGAACAGUGCCAUUAACCCCCUGCUCUACUGCUGGGUGAACAAGAGGUUUCGAAAAUGCGUAGCGCUAACGUUUCGAUGUGGGAAACCAAGAGAUGCUGUUUGGGACAGAAGAGACAUAUUUCAGUGCCAAGAAUAUCCAAUGACGAUUGCAGCAAGUUUGCGAUCUUCAUCUCUAGUAUGGAAAAAAUCCUUGAAGAAGGUCGAUUCUCACAACCACCAAAGAGCCGAUUUGAAGAAUGCAAGAGAACUGCCAACAAGUGGUACCAUAGAUUCUGGGUGUUCGAAAUAG